AUGAUCAACAGUUUUACACAAGCAAACAUCCAGCAAACUCUAAUCCCUACAAAACGAGAUUCUCAACCAAGAAAAAUAAACUUUAAGCUCUUCUUCAAUAUGGAACAACCCAUAAAGUAUUACGAACAUUUACAGGAAGUUCGAAAUCUUCUAAAGCAAGUCCAAGAUGAACCCUUAAAACCUAUGGACAUGGUUAACGCUCUCCAAAAGCUUUGCAUCAACCAUCACUUCAAAGAGGAGAUUGACUCAAUCUUGAAAAAGCAUUACACUAAAAUUUUCAAUGGCCAUGUUUCUAAUCAUGACCAAAGUCUUUAUGAGGUUUCCUGCAAUUUCCGAAUCCUUCGACAACAAGGUUAUUAUAUUCCAGCAGACAACGUUUUUGCAGGCUUCAAGCAAAAGAAUGGAAUGUUCCUUGAAGAAAUGAUGGAAGAUGUAAAGGGAUUAAUGGCAUUAUAUGAAGCAUCACAUCUAAGCAUAGAGGGGGAACAUAUACUUGAGGAGGCUGCGGAUUUUAGUAGCCAUGCUCUCAAAGAAAUGAUGCCUUUUCUUAACCAAGAUGAAGCUAUAAUGGUAAAAAAUACAUUAGAACAUCCGUAUCAGAGAACCUCAUCAACUUUCAUGGUCAACAAAUUCAUCAAACAUUACUCGGGGACCACCAUGGCUCAACUUGCUGAGAUGGAAUUGGUUAAACUCCAGGCCCUACAUCGAAUACAAGUUACUCAAAUCUCUAGAUGGUGGGAGGAGUUGGGAUUAGCAGAGGAGCUGAAGCUUGCGAGGAGUCAACCAUUGAAUUGGUACUUAUGGCCCAUGGCCAGCCUUGAUGAUCCUAGCUUAUCGGAGCAAAGAUUGGAGCUCAUAAAGCCAAUUGCCUUAAUCUUUAUAAUUGAUGAUAUUUUUGAUGUUUAUGGAACUCUAGAUGAACUCGUCCUCUUCACAGAAGCAGUUAUUAGAUGGGAUAAAUAUGGCUUCAACCCCAUAGAGUACUUAAAAAGGACGUGGAUAAACCUUUUUGAAGUGUUUCUAGUGGAGGCAAAAUGGUUUGCUUCCGGACACUUGCCGAAUGCAGACGAAUACUUGAGGAACGGGAUUGUAAGUUCUGGUGUUGAAGUAGUUACAGUGCACAUGUUUUUCCUUCUCGGUUGUGCUACUAAUGAAGAUAGUGCUACAAUUAUUAAGGACAAUCCAGGAAUAACAUUUUGUUUAGCAAAAAUACUUCGUCUUUGGGAUGAUCUAGGUAGUACUAAGGAUGAGAAUCAAGAUGGCCAUGAUGGAUCAUAUGUGAUAUAUUACAUGAAAGAAAAUGAAGGUUGUUCGCUUCAAGAUGCAAAAGGUUAUGUUAUGUCAAUGAUAUCAAACAUAUGGAAACAACUAAAUAAGGAGUGCCUCGCCCCAAAUAAAUUUUCAGCACCAUUCAUAAAGGCUUGUUUGAAUCUUGCAAGAAUGGUACCUAUGAUGUAUAAUUAUGAUGAGAAUCAUUCCCUUCCUCUUCUUAACGAUUAUAUAAAUUCCAUGUUUUAGAAAGGAAAUAACACUCAUCACAACUUUGCAAGAAACACUUAAAUGUUAAGAUUUGCACCUUGUGAAAACUCACACUAGGGUUGGUCGACUCUAAUAUGUUUGAGAGUUUUUUUUUUUUGUUGUGUUUCUAAACUUGUAUUAACGA
Molecule: messenger RNA, 1663 nt
Organism: Lactuca saligna
Lineage: Eukaryota; Viridiplantae; Streptophyta; Magnoliopsida; Asterales; Asteraceae
Source: the annotation of a GenBank genome assembly